Messenger RNA from Diplodia corticola, 1500 nucleotides. RefSeq names its product c4-dicarboxylate transporter malic acid transport protein. NCBI's taxonomy places the organism in Eukaryota, Fungi, Ascomycota, Dothideomycetes, Botryosphaeriales, Botryosphaeriaceae. Gene Ontology annotation, molecular function: sulfite transmembrane transporter activity. The transcript is spliced from 4 exons. The record is from RefSeq and is a predicted model, not a curated record. Bases 1 to 1500 code for a protein of 499 amino acids. Gene Ontology annotation, biological process: transmembrane transport; sulfite transmembrane transport. Gene Ontology annotation, cellular component: plasma membrane.
AUGGGAGCGCAAGAACAGGACCCGGAGACCGUUUCGCGGACCUCCAGUCGUCGCCGCGUGCCGCAGGUCAACGACUAUAAACUCCGUCGACAAUCGCAAGAGAAGCAGGACCGGGAGACCCAGCAGGACAGGUUAUCUGAAAGGCGUCAGAGAGAACAGCAGUCGCAAUAUGGGGACAACAAUCCAGCAUGCGUCCCCCCGGCUUCGAUGAGCAUACGUCCGCCUGCUAAACCUGUUCGGACCAUCUCCGUCUCGACUCCGAGCGGAGAAUCGAAGAGGGUCAAGGAAAACGAAGGCGACGAGGACAGGGACGCUCGGCGGAGCAAGAACGAUGUCGGGUGGCGAAGAGUUGUGCGCAAUUUCAGUCCAUCCUGGUUCUCCGUAACCAUGGGCACGGGAAUCGUCGCCAACCUCCUGGAAGGCAUGCCCUACAAUGCUGCCUGGAUCCACUGGCUCUCCAUCGUCUUCUUCGCCCUCAACACCGUCCUCUUUUCCCUCGCCUUCCUGACGUCCAUCGUACGGUACACGCUCUACCCGGAGAUCUGGGGCGUCAUGAUCCGCGACCCCAUCAACUCGCUCUUCCUCGGCACCAUCCCCAUGGGCUUCGCCACGCUGAUCGAGAUGUGGGUUCUGGUCUGCGUGCCAGCCUGGGGGCCGUGGGCCGCCACUUUCGCGUGGGUGCUGUGGAUGAUCGACACGGUUGUCGCGGCGGCCGUGACCCUUUCGCUCUCGGUGCUGGUAAUGAUGCAGACGCACGAGCUCAAGUCUCUCGAACGCUUCACGGCGGCGCAGCUGCUCCCCAUCGCAGCCACCAUCGUCGCGGCGGGGACGGGAGCACGCGUGGCGGAGAUACUGCCGGACCCGCAGUGGGCGCUCGGAACCGUCAUGACGAGCUAUGUGCUCUGGGCCAUGGGCACGCCCAUGGCAUUCGUCGUCAUUGCCAUGUAUUUCCAGCGGCUGGCGGUGCACAAGAUGCCGCCGCGCGAGGUCAUCGUCAGCUGCUUCCUGCCGCUGGGCCCGCUGGGGUUUGGCGGGUUCGGAAUCAUGUACCUCGGCAAGGUCUCCCGCACCGUCUUUCCGCUCACCGACACGCUCGAUCCAACCGCAGGAUCUGUCGCGUACGUGCUCGGCUUCUUCGUGGCGCUGAUCAUGUGGGGGUUCGGGCUGGUGUGGUUCUUCAUCGCGCUGGUGUCCAUGUGGCAGGCGCGGCCGUUUCCGUUCAACAUGGGCUGGUGGGGCUUCACCUUCCCGCUCGGCGUCUUCGCCACGUCGACCAUCCAGAUCGGCGUCGAGAUGCCGUCGGCCUUCUUCAAGGUCCUCGGCCAGGUCUUCAGCGUCGCCGUCAUCUUGCUGUGGUGUCUGGUCGCCGCCCGCACCGCCCGCGGCGCAUGGUCUGGGAAGCUGUUCUUUGCGCCUUGCUUGGCGAAUCUGAAGAAGGAUGGGGAGGACGAGGGGAUUGGUGGGGGAGGCGAGGCGGAGAGGGUGAGCGCUGCGGCGUGA